Delphinapterus leucas (beluga whale) is the source of this 1214-nucleotide messenger RNA. The record is from RefSeq and is a predicted model, not a curated record. Lineage: Eukaryota; Metazoa; Chordata; Mammalia; Artiodactyla; Monodontidae.
ACACCAGCCCUCAGUCACUGGGAGAAGGACCUCUCAUACACUCGUUCCCUAGGUGCUCUAGCCCCUGGUUCACUCGGCCAGACUCGCCAUGUGUGAAGAGGAGACAACUGCGCUCGUGUGUGACAAUGGCUCUGGCCUGUGCAAGGCUGGCUUUGCAGGAGAUGACGCCCCCCGGGCUGUCUUUCCUUCCAUUGUGGGUCGUCCUCGCCACCAGGGUGUAAUGGUGGGAAUGGGCCAGAAAGACAGCUACGUGGGGGACGAGGCUCAGAGCAAGCGAGGGAUCCUAACUCUCAAAUACCCCAUUGAACACGGCAUCAUCACCAACUGGGAUGACAUGGAGAAGAUCUGGCACCACUCCUUCUACAAUGAGCUGCGGGUAGCACCUGAGGAGCACCCCACCCUGCUCACGGAGGCCCCCCUAAAUCCCAAGGCCAACAGGGAGAAGAUGACCCAGUACCUCUUAGGCAUUGUCCUGGAUUCAGGGGACGGUGUCACCCACAAUGUCCCGAUCUACGAGGGCUACGCACUGCCCCAUGCCAUCAUGCGCCUUGAUCUGGCUGGCCGCGACCUCACAGACUACCUCAUGAAGAUCCUCACAGAGAGAGGCUAUUCUUUUGUGACCACAGCCGAGCGAGAAAUCGUGCGAGACAUCAAGGAGAAGCUGUGCUAUGUGGCCCUGGACUUUGAGAAUGAGAUGGCCACGGCAGCCUCCUCUUCCUCCCUGGAGAAGAGCUACGAGCUGCCAGAUGGGCAGGUCAUCACUAUUGGCAAUGAGCGCUUCCGCUGCCCCGAGACCCUCUUCCAGCCCUCCUUCAUUGGCAUGGAGUCAGCUGGAAUUCAUGAAACAACCUACAAUUCCAUCAUGAAGUGUGACAUUGACAUCCGCAAGGAUUUAUACGCCAACAAUGUCCUCUCUGGGGGUACAACCAUGUACCCCGGCAUUGCUGACAGAAUGCAGAAGGAGAUCACAGCCCUGGCCCCCAGUACCAUGAAGAUCAAGAUUAUUGCUCCCCCAGAGCGGAAGUACUCAGUCUGGAUCGGAGGCUCCAUCCUGGCCUCUCUCUCCACCUUCCAGCAGAUGUGGAUCAGCAAGCCAGAGUAUGAUGAGGCAGGGCCCUCCAUCGUCCACAGGAAGUGCUUCUAAAGUCAGAACAGGUUCUCUGGGGGUCUCCUUGAGACUGCUCUGUUAACAAUCAUGAAACAUUAAAACCUAC